GAAUUGAAUGAGAGGACAGUGUGAGUGAGUGGGGAUCAGAAACGAAUGGGGAAAGGCGUUAAUGCAGCGUUUUUAAUCUUCAUUUAAUAAUUGAAUAAUAAUCUCCCUGGAGAAGUGACCUAGAACUGAAGAAAAGAAAUUGAUAUUCAUUUGGCAUCUAAAUACUGACACCUGCUGGUCCGUCGUUAUCACUGCAGUAACCCGCUUAGUUUCACUCAUUCCUCUCGGUGCCUACACAGUACUGCUGUGACAUUGACAAACGAGUGCAGUGAAGAAAGGGACCGCGGCUGGGGUUUGAAUUCUGACACUUGCACUGAAACUUAUCCAGCCUGCAGUGUGACACUUCCCGCGAGAGCUGCAUUCACUCGGCGCAAACGCUCCUCGUUGUUUAUAUACGCUGCGUUACGCGCGUUUUCAUCAGACUCCGUCUUGGAAUGACUUCGUAAGGAGGGAUACAUGGUUCAGGUGAAUGUCAAUGACUAUCUGGAUAUCUACUGUCCUCACUACAACAGCAGCCAGAGAGGCGUCGCAGAGCAGUACGUGCUCUACAUGGUCAGUUAUCGUGGUUACCGGACGUGUGACCCGCAGCUGGGCUUCAAACGCUGGGAGUGUAACCGUCCCCACGCCCCGCAUGCACCAAUCAAAUUCUCUGAAAAGUUCCAGCGCUACAGCGCCUUCUCGCUCGGCUACGAGUUCCACGUCGGGCAUGAGUAUUAUUAUAUCUCCACACCCACUCAUCACCACGGCCGGAGCUGCCUGAGAUUAAGAGUGUAUGUCUGCUGCUCAACAGCAUCUGAUUCAGAUGAUGAGCCCCAGCCCACAGAGCCAGACUACACUCUAAGACCCAACAUCAAAAUCGAUGACCUCGAUGACUACGAUAAUCCAGAGGUCCCGAAAUUGGAGAAAAGCAUCAGCGGAAGCAGUCCAUCCAGAGAUCGCCUUCUCCUAACCGUGGCAUCACUUUUCCUCAUCGCGCUUUCGGUCUCCUAGCAUCCACCUCCUAAACGCUGCUUACCAACGAGGCCUUGGGGUGGGAAAGGAAGGGUCCAGGGCCGAUAAGUUUGCAGAUAAAGACUAGGAAAGCAACGGGAAAUGGAACACUUGAUGCUGCAGCAGCUUACAGAGUGUCAAGCACCAGCCCACAAUUCAACAGUGGUUUCCAUGUCUUAUAACAGCGACACACUUAGCGUGUCACGCAGACAAUACUAAUACACCAUAAUGAGAACUGUGCCAUUUCAGUUACAAUAGUUCGGAUUGUUUGUUUGUGUGCGUGCGCGUUUUUCUGUGUUUAUGCGUUUGUGUGGCGCCUUCGGUGCUCGGGGGCGGAGUGGAUCUUUACUUCGGUCUGAAGGUUUGAUGGCUCCAUUAUCUGUGAAUUGGCAGGUUAAAAGUUUAAAAGCGUCUCGGAUUCUGUUUGAGAACUGAAAUGAAACCGUCGAGGAGUUCAGGUUACUCAAACCCAGAAAGAAAAAACAGAAGCACUGUUUAAUCCAAUUCCAAAAGUGUUUGUUUCUCUCUGUGUGUUUCUGUUGCCAGAGAGACGUACAAACCACUGGAUGAUCAUGUAAUUGCCGUUAGGGAUGAACAGCAAUAUUCAUUUGAUGAGUUUAAACAAGUCUAUAAUAGAAACCGAUCUCAAAGAGUUGAAAUCAACUCAUUUUGGACUUUCUACUGACAAUUACAUCUGAGUCUUACUUGAACUUGUUGUGGUCACACUUGAAAGCAAGGGCUGAUGUGGUUGUUCUGUGAUGCAGAGAACUGAGACAGAAGUGAUUUUGCACGAGCCCAAACACAAACGCAUUAAACACAUUGAGACAAACAGAAGCCAAAUAGCCUUUUUGUUGUUUUCGUUCCUUCUCCCUUUUGAUAAAAGGUGCUUGAGUGUGUGAGUGAUUGCAAGCGUAUGUGUGUGUGUAUUAGCUCGGUGUUGCUGGAAAAAUCUCCUCUAGAUUUUAUGGACUUCAACCGGAGGUGGACACCUACACAGACAAUGUACAUAAAACACUUGCAUUUAUUUAUGUGUGGACACUGGGGACGACCUCCGCUCAUUUUUUCGGACCAUGCUGAAUCCUGCUGGAUUCUGAAGAACUCCAAACCAGCUUGGCUGCUUUGUUCUAGUUCGAACUGGUUCCACUUAUCGCUGCUUGGUACUUGACUUCUUUCUGAGGUGAUCAGCAAGACCAAAUGGAAAUUGAGGGGUCUGGUGGUUAUAAUCCGUUUCUACGGCAACGGUUAUUCAGCUAUACACACACCUAAAGGCACUAGAGUCCAGCAGGAAAUCAGAACAACACACACGAAAAGAAAUAACAGCAAUUACUGGCAACAGUUCUGGUGACACUUUUGCCAAGAGUAAUACAAGCAAACAAAUGCUUCAAGGCAGGUAGUUAUUGCGUUCUUGCAAGCUUUUCAACGGAUAAACGGCAGCGUAUGCAUCAAUCAUUUUACAACAAGGUUCAAAAUUAAGGUUCUAACUCUUUUAGACUAGCACCUUAUCUCAAUGGCAAUGACAUCAUAUCAUGGCUCAGAAUGAUAGCAGCAACCAGCGCCGCUUUUUGCCCUAGAGACAAGCAAAUACUGCUUAAACUAGAGAUGGCAUGUGGUUUAGGAGAAAUGAUGUGUGGUAGAAGUUUUCUAACGUAGAGUCAUAAUGGACACCUUCUCUCACACCUACAGGCUGUACCUUAACAUAUUGAUGAAGCCGUUUAAUUGUAUCAUUCCGCUUUUGCUCUGAAAAAUCAUUUCAGUUUAUGUGGAACAUUACGUCUGCUUUAUAUUGCAUUACUACGGUUUCAGACAAAGCAACUUCAGAACAAAUGAACACUAAUUUGAAUGCUCAGAAUGAUACUUUACAGACUUCAUUUAAUUUGUUUCAUGUGGUCAUUUCUAGGCAUUGGGUUGAAAAUAAGUAGGUUUUUGUGCUUUUGGGUUUUUUGGGAGAAUUUUUUUUUUCUGAUGGAACAUGUAAUAUUUCUGAAGAGUCGAUCAGGCAAAGUAUCACUCUUCAAAUGUUGCACAAAAACUUGGACACGAGAAUUGUGCGUGUGUGUGUGUGUGUGUGUGUGUGUGUGUGUGUGUGUGUGUGUGUGUGUGUGUGUUAGAGACUGCAAUUGUUAGAAGUUGACGUUUGUCUUAAAACUAGCCUAAAUAACCUUUCAAUUUUUGUGUUUGUGUGUGUGAGUAUGAAAGAAUGAGAUCAAAAGGUAAUAAAGAUAAAGAACGGUGUGAAUGUGUGUUUAUGCGAGUUGUUUUCCAUUGUUUAUUCUAGGCAUUUUCUGUGUGAGUGGUUGUGAGUCAAAACUGUAUUGUUUUGGAGGAAACAACAAAAGCAUUUAUUAGUGUUGGAAACAACCGAUUACAAUCAUGUUUACCUUCAACUGGAAUGAAUUUAAAAAACUUGAAAAAAGAAACUGUAAACUGAACAAACCAUAACAAAGCUUAUAAUAAUAAUAAUAAUCAUGAUACAAAAACA
Messenger RNA from Cyprinus carpio (common carp), 3469 nucleotides. Its product is annotated as ephrin-A3-like. NCBI's taxonomy places the organism in Eukaryota, Metazoa, Chordata, Actinopteri, Cypriniformes, Cyprinidae. Gene Ontology annotation, cellular component: plasma membrane. The record is from RefSeq and is a predicted model, not a curated record. Gene Ontology annotation, molecular function: ephrin receptor binding. The transcript has 5 exons. Gene Ontology annotation, biological process: axon guidance; ephrin receptor signaling pathway. Bases 457 to 990 code for a protein of 177 amino acids.